AUGGGUGUGCUGGGUUCUUCUCCUUCUUCUUUAGCUAUUACAAUUGUUUUGGGUUUGAUUUUGAAUGCUGUAGUGUGUUAUGGAGGAACGUCCAGCAAUUAUUCACGGACGGCUUUCCCAACUUACAACAACACUGAUAUGCCUGUUGACAGUGAGGCCUUUUAUGUUCCUCCAGGAAUCAACUCACCUCAACAAAGUGUUCAUAUAACACAAGGAGACCAUGUGGGAACAGCAGUAAUUGUGUCAUGGAUCACUCCUACUGCUCCAGGUUCCAAUAUAGUUCUUUACUGGAGUACUCAUGAAAAUGGCACAAAAAUUCAAUUGGCUGAGGCCACGAUUGGAGCCUACAGAUACUACAACUACACUUCUGGUUUCAUUCACCAUGCCAACAUCAGCAACUUACAGUUCAAUACCAAAUACUACUAUCAGCUUGGUGAAGGGCAGUAUGCAAGGACGUUCUGGUUUGUAACUCCUCCUGCACCAGGCCCUGAUGUCCCUUACACAUUUGGUCUCAUAGGGGAUCUUGGUCAGACAUACAAUUCAAACAGCACACUCGCUCAUUACCAAUUGGACCCUCUAAAUGGACAAACAGUGUUGUACCUUGGAGAUCUCUCCUACGCAGAUGACCACCCAUUUCAUGACAACGUUAGGUGGGAUACCUGGGGAAGGUUCGUAGAGAGAAGUGCUGCUUACCAGCCUUGGAUUUGGACAGUUGGGAAUCAUGAAGUUGAUUGGGCCCCUGAAUUGGGUGAACCUGUACCUUUUGUACCUUAUAGUCACCGUUAUCAUACGCCAUAUGAAGCAGCGGGUAGUACUGCACCCUUUUGGUACUCAAUCAAGAGAGGCCCAGCCUACAUCAUAGUCAUGGCUGCGUAUUCACCAUUUGGCUAUUCAACUCCUCAGUACAGUUGGUUCAACCAGGAGGUACUAAAGGUUAACAGAACUGAAACACCAUGGUUGAUUGUUCUAAUGCAUCCUCCAUGGUAUAAUAGCUACCAUAGUCAUUAUAUGGAAGGUGAAACCAUGAGAGGAGUUUACGAGACAACAUUCGUACAAAACAAAGUUGACAUUGUAUUUGCUGGUCAUGUCCAUGCUUAUGAACGCUCUAUACGUGUAUCUAACAUUCAAUACAACAUCACAAAUGGUCUUUGCACUCCAAUUAAAAAUUUAAGCGCACCUGUAUACUUCACCAUUGGUGAUGGUGGAAAUGAAGAAGGCUUAUCAAACGCAAUGUAUUUCCCACAACCAUAUUACUCAGCUUUUCGUGAAGCAAGUUUCGGUCAUGGCAUUUUGGAUAUCAAAAACCGAACCCAUGCUUAUUUUGCUUGGCACAGGAAUGAAGAUGGGUACGAUGCGAUUUCUGAUUCUCUAUGGCUUACCAAUAGAUAUUGGUAUCCAACUGACGAUUCUAACUGAUGAUUCCAUGAGUACUU
This is a messenger RNA of Quercus lobata, 1433 nucleotides long. Its product is annotated as purple acid phosphatase 2-like. The record is from RefSeq and is a predicted model, not a curated record. NCBI's taxonomy places the organism in Eukaryota, Viridiplantae, Streptophyta, Magnoliopsida, Fagales, Fagaceae. Gene Ontology annotation, molecular function: acid phosphatase activity; metal ion binding. The coding region runs from base 1 to 1416 and encodes 471 amino acids. The transcript has 8 exons.